CACAAAAUUCAGGUAGGAGGGAUAAUUGGCCGGUGGAGGGGACGGACGAUCCAGUAAGUAAAUCAGACCUCCUCCUCCUCCUUCUUCCCUCCACCUUAUCGCGGUGCUAUUUUGUGUUCCCGUUUUGCCCUCUCCGACCAGGCUACCUAGAGAUCUCCAGCAAGAGCCACAAUUUUCCUUCGAAACUGUGAAAACUGAGGUCGUCGUCGUUCUCGAUUUCUGUGCUUUUCUUUAUCCUGAUAAGUCAAAAUGAGGCCGUCUCAAUGGAGCGAGGUUCCUAAUGCAGUGUCAACCUCAAAACAUCCGAAUCAUAAGCACAGUGGAAGCAAUGUUUUCCGAUUGCUAGUGCAAAGGGAGGUAUCACCCAGGACAAGGCAUUUGAGAAAAAGUUUAUCAGUUGAUACCUAUAGGUUAAAAUGUGGUGCCAAAAAGGAUGCAAGAAGUGGUCUUGCCUCAUGGUUGGAGGCUGAGUCAAUGCUGCAUUUAACGGCCAAGUAUUGCCCUCUCGCCCCUCCUCCUAGGUCAACUAUUGCUGCCGCCUUCAGCCCUGAUGGGAAGACACUUGCAUCAACACAUGGUGAUCAUACUGUCAAGAUAAUUGAUUUCCAAACUGGGAAAUGCUUAAAGGUGUUGACAGGUCACCGGAGGACACCUUGGGUGGUCAGAUUUCAUCCUUUAUAUCCUCAGAUACUAGCAAGUGGAAGUUUAGAUCAUGAAGUUCGGCUAUGGAACGCACAUACUGCAGAAUGCAUUGGAUCGCGUGACUUCUAUCGACCUAUUGCAUCUAUUGCUUUCCAUGCUCAAGGGGAACUUUUGGCUGUAGCCUCAGGCCACAAACUUUAUAUGUGGUACUACAACAGGCAAGGAGACGCAUCAUCACCUACAAUUGUAUUAAAGACACGUCGAUCACUACGGGCUGUCCAUUUUCAUCCUCAUGGUGCCCCCUUUCUUUUAACUGCUGAGGUCAAUGAUUUGGAUUCUUCAGAUUCGUCAAUGUCAUCAGCUACUUCUGCUGGUUAUUCUAACUAUCCUCCCCCUACUCUAUUUCUGGCAGAUGCUCACUCUGUGCAGAGAGUAGAGGCUGCUUCCUCAGUGCGGCUCCUCACAUAUUCUACUCCCUCAGGGCAAUAUGAACUUAUACUGUCUCCUAUUGAACUUGGUCACUCUCUUGCACAAAGUGAGCCUCAGACUAAUUCCUUUCCUGGAGAAAUGGACAAUGGUGUAGCCCAGCCUGCAAUGGAUAUGAUGGACACUACUGGAGCACAUCCUGAAGAGAGGAGCAAUCAGUUUCUUCCUUACGUCGAUCCAGCCUAUUGGGAAUUGAGGUUCUUACAUGGCUGGUUGGUUGGCCAUAGCCAAGCUGGCCAAGGAACAAACCAUCUUCCCAUUGGUGGUCAUCAUGAAGGUUCAUCUGCAUUUGGUCACCUAGAAAAUCAUACUUCAGGCAUUCCAGUCGGCAUGCCAUCCAACUUGGGCCAAUCUAGACUCCAAGGAAGAUCUGGCUUUGUCUCAGCAACUAGAAUUGGUGAAUCUCAUGUUUCAAAUAACAACAUACGCAAUGAAAGUGAUGCUGCUCAUUUCUUUGUCAGCCGAAUUCAUUCUGAGCUUGCCACAUCACUUGCAGCAACUCCUUCCGAGUUACCUUGUACUGUAAAACUUAGAAUUUGGAAACAUGAUAUAAGAAAUACUUGUGCACCUCUUGAUGCUGGGAAAUGCCUCUUAACCAUUCCACAUGCUGUACUUUGUAGUGAGAUGGGUGCCCAUUUCUCACCUUGUGGCAGAUAUCUAGCAGCUUGUGUUGCAUGCAUGUUGCCUCAUGUAGAAGUUGAUCCUGGACUACUUAACCAGGCCAACCAGGAGACUGGGGCUUCAACAUCCCCAACAAGACAUCCGAUCACGGCUCAUCAAGUCAUGUAUGAGCUUCGUAUAUAUUCCCUUGAAAAAGCAACAUUUGGUUCAGUACUUGUGUCAAGGGCCAUCAGGGCUGCUCAUUGCUUAACAUCGAUUCAGUUUUCACCCACGUCCGAACAUUUGCUACUUGCCUAUGGCCGUCGUCAUUGUUCACUUCUUAAGAGUGUUGUGAUUGAUGGAGAAAUGACAAUACCUAUCUACACAAUUCUAGAGGUCUACAGAGUUUCGGAUAUGGAACUUGUGAGAGUCCUUCCAAGUGCCGAGGAUGAAGUUAAUGUAGCUUGUUUUCAUCCCUCAGUUGGUAACGGCCUUGUAUACGGAACAAAGGAAGGGAAGCUUCGAAUCCUCCAUUGUGAACGUUCUCAUAGCAUAAUUCAUGAGAGAUCCAGUGAUAUUGAUGAGAACAUGCUUGAGGUCCCAAGAUAUGCACUUGAAUGCUAGUUAACAAAUAGCUGACGGAUGAUGAUGACAUGAGGUCUACAUCAAGAACUUAGUGAUGGGCAAUCAUGGACAUUGACAAAAAUACAAUCAGAUCAAAAUGAAAAAAAAAAUUAAAAAAUUUGCUUGACAUUGAUGACUUGGAAGAAGAGGGAGGGUAUUUGCUUCAAGUAGAGGAGCUGCUGGAUGAAGUCAAUUGAGGGUUUAUUAUUUAUCAAGUACAUAUACAUACAAGAAGUAAGAUUAUGAAACUUGAAAUUAUAAGUUCAAAGUACAAAACCCAUCGUCCAAAAUGCUGCUUCUACCCUGGCUUUGUGCAGACUUGUGUAGUUGUAAAUUGGGUUAGUGUUAAAUCGAUACAAGCAUGAAGCAACUUAUUGUAUGGAUAUAUUGUUAUUAUUCUAUGAAGAGAAAAACUUGAAGCUGGUUAUAA
Molecule: messenger RNA, 2782 nt
Organism: Impatiens glandulifera
Lineage: Eukaryota; Viridiplantae; Streptophyta; Magnoliopsida; Ericales; Balsaminaceae
Exons: 16
Coding region: 250-2352 (700 amino acids)
Biological process (GO): autophagy
Cellular component (GO): intracellular membrane-bounded organelle
Molecular function (GO): protein binding
Source: RefSeq, a predicted model, not a curated record